GUCGAGCUUGCCUUCCAUUCCUGAAAAUACCAGCAUGCUACGUAGAUGCAGUUAAUGCGUUACUGAAAGCAAAAAAGAUGACUCCGCACAGCAAGCCUCGGAAUAUCUACAUCGUUGGGGCGCAGUGCACGGGCAAGACUACCCUGAUCAAAGCUCUCCAAGACCACUUCAAAAACACCGAGGAUUUCGGCGGAUAUCCAUUUUCUCGUCCCAAAACCAUUACGGAAGUCGCAAGGACUGUUCUGAAACAACACAACUUCACUGCUGACGAUAUCACGUCCUCGCCUGCUCGCUCUUUGGCCUUACAGCAACUCAUUUUACAAGCUCAAGUUGCUACUGAGCGUGAUAUAUCAGCACAAAAUGAUUGGUUUAUCUCUGAUCGUUCAGGAGCAGAUCCUAUUGUUUAUGCUCGAAAGUACGUUAAUGAAGACGCGGCAAGUGACCUGAUUCGGUCAGCUGGGUGGUUGGAGCUACGGGAUAGGAUGAGAAACUCGGUGGUUGUUGUAUGUGAGGCGGGGGCUGACUGGCUGACGGAUGAUGGUGUGAGAUUGAUGCCAAAAGAUAGGGCAGAGUGGAUUAGAUUUCAUCAGUUAUUUUGCAGCUGUCUUGACGAUUGGGGUCUGAAUUAUGAAGUAUUGCCGUAUGAGGUCAGUAACCUUCAUGAGAGGGUCACCUUUGUGCUAGAAAGGUGGGAACAAGCUUAUAAAAAGGGUUAAUUGGAAGGGGGUGAUGUGAUUCUGGGGCAUUGUUAAGGAGAAGAAGAAAUGGCUAUACUUUAUAAAUCUGGGUGGUUUAAAAAGUAUGCACACAAACUCACGAAAACGACUCGUACACACUUGCUGUU
Messenger RNA from Hyaloscypha bicolor E, 844 nucleotides. RefSeq lists its product as uncharacterized. The transcript has a single exon. Lineage: Eukaryota; Fungi; Ascomycota; Leotiomycetes; Helotiales; Hyaloscyphaceae. The record is from RefSeq and is a predicted model, not a curated record. The coding region runs from base 78 to 716 and encodes 212 amino acids.